AUGGCAGCAGAGCCGCUGACUGAGCUGGAAAUGGCCAUUGAGACGGUGGUUACCACCUUUUUCACCUUCUCAGUGCAGGAGGGCAAGAAGGGCAGCCUCAGCCUCAAUGAAUUUAAGGAACUGGUCACUCAGCAGUUGCCUAACCUGCUCAAGGAUGUUGGCUCCCUAGAUGAGAAGAUGAAGAGCUUGGAUGUGAACCAGGACUCUGAGCUCAAGUUCAAUGAAUACUGGAGGCUGAUUGGGGAGCUGGCCAAGGAGAUGAGGAAGGAGAAGGCCCUGGAGAUGAAAAAGAAGUAA
Elephantulus edwardii (Cape elephant shrew) is the source of this 297-nucleotide messenger RNA. Its product is annotated as protein S100-A13-like. Gene Ontology annotation, molecular function: RAGE receptor binding. Gene Ontology annotation, cellular component: perinuclear region of cytoplasm. The transcript has a single exon. Bases 1 to 297 code for a protein of 98 amino acids. Gene Ontology annotation, biological process: positive regulation of cell population proliferation; positive regulation of canonical NF-kappaB signal transduction. NCBI's taxonomy places the organism in Eukaryota, Metazoa, Chordata, Mammalia, Macroscelidea, Macroscelididae. The record is from RefSeq and is a predicted model, not a curated record.